GCUACAAACCGUAACGGCUCGGAGUCCAUAAGCGAAAUUCGAAAUGAAAAAGUAAAAGGGCAAAACCGAACAAGAAAUUCAAUCAAAAAAGUGAUAAACAUGCGUAUAAUGGUGCAUUGAGAUAAACAAAACUACGAUUAUAUUACACAUGAUUAAGAAAUUAAAAAGAGGAAAAUCUUAAGAAUUUAUAAAAUAAAUAUAUGUAGAUAUAUGAAAAAUGUGAUUCAAUGGGAAUCUAAGAAAUUCUAGUGCAGUUGCCAGACAACAAACAAAAGUUAUUGUGUUUAUCUCAUAUAUAUCUCUACUGCGUCUGCGGCGAGUCGUGUUUAGUCCAUCCAGUCAUCCACAACCCAUCGACCGACCUGCAUUGUGAUCCAAUUCACUGCAGUUUCGAGCCGUUCUUAUCACCAUUACAAUGGGUCGCUUUUGCAAUCAUAAACUAUUGCUCAAUUGUUGUAAUUUGUUAUUUUUAGUAUGUGGCACCAUUCUUAUUGUAGCUGGCUUUUAUCUAUUCACCGAUACCAAACGAAUACUGCUGUCCCGUCUGCUGGCAGCCACCAGCGAAAAUCUCAAUGAUUUGCCUCAGCCUUUAUUUUAUUACAUUUCCAUAGGCUUGGCGGUAGCCGGCCUUAUAGCUGUUCUAGCCGCAAUGAUGGGUUUCUGGGCUUCCUGUCUCAACACCUACUGCUGCCUGAGUUUUUAUUUCCUAACGGUGGUGGUGCUGCUGUUGGCUGAGUCCAUUGUUUGUUUAGCUAUUACCCUGUGGCCCCAUUGCCUGGGCAUUAGUUUGGAUGAGACGAAAAUGGUCAAGGCAUUGCAAGGCAAUUAUGGUGUACCGGGCAGAGAACAAUUCACCAUAGCCAUGGAUCUGGCCCAGGCCAAAUUCGGUUGUUGUGGCAUGAACAGUGACAUCAACUAUGACACCUCCUUGUGGAAAAUUCAACCUUAUGGUCCCCGCGACCGAGUGGUGCCGUUGACCUGCUGCAUUCUGGAUAACCCCUCGGAUAAGAAAUCCCAUUUGGAUCCCAAACCGGCAAAUGAAACCAUGUGCCAGUCGCUGGAGAAAAAGGACUAUACACAAUUUCGUUUCUCUUCGCCCUGCCUAAGUUAUCUGGACAAUUGGUAUCGCCAGCAAUAUGUGAUAUUUCUGGCGGCCAGCCUUAUCAUAGCGGUGGUGGAAUUUUGUGUAUUGCUAAGCAUAACCUUGGCGUGUACGAAAAUUUCCACCAAAAAAGUUCAAGUGCAAAGCUUUAUGGAAUUGCGUCCCAGAAUUAAAUUGCGCCAACGUGAGGACAAUGUCUAUGAACCGGAGGUGGAAUUGCGCUUGGCCGAGGAUUCCCGGGGUGCUGUCAUCCAUGGGGUGCCCAGCGACAUAUCGGAAGACUUUAAAGAGGUCUAUAUACAACCGCGAGAUCUGUAUAAGAAUCGUUACAACACCACUUUCAAACCGGUGUCCAGUGAUUAUAGUGUUCCCACUACAAGAAGUUAUUUAGUUUAAUUGUCCUGCCACCCCACUCACACUCUUCCUUAGUAUUGAAUUAAGUUUUCCAUUCUAUAGAAGAACUGAUGGACAAGUAUUUGAAAUUAUAUAUAAAUUAUUUUAAUGUUAGUGUGUGUCUGUGCAUUUUUUUAUAUAUAAAAUAUUUAAUUAAAUAAUUUUUAGUUUUUGUAAACCAAGAAUGCGAACAUAAUAAAAACGAAACCAAAGAAGAAAU
This is a messenger RNA of Stomoxys calcitrans (stable fly), 1715 nucleotides long. RefSeq names its product tetraspanin-11 (gene Tsp68C). NCBI's taxonomy places the organism in Eukaryota, Metazoa, Arthropoda, Insecta, Diptera, Muscidae. The coding region runs from base 416 to 1498 and encodes 360 amino acids. The transcript has 2 exons. The record is from RefSeq and is a predicted model, not a curated record. Gene Ontology annotation, cellular component: membrane.